GUCAGUGUAAAACUGAUUUCCACUUUUUGGAAAUAAUGUUUUCUUGAUUAAUUGGUGUUGUAUUCUUUAAGCAAUAUAGACUGUUAAAUACAAAUAUGUAACUCUUAAGAGUCAUCUUGAAAGACUUAUUUAUCUAGGGUCCUGUACUGACUUCACCAGCAUAUGGGUACAGCUAAUAAUGGCACACUAAAGGUUUAUAAAAAUAUGUCCAUUAUAAACAAUGUUGAUUGUCAUACUGUCCUUGAAAUCUGAGACAAUGGAAACUAUAACACCUCCUCCUUCUCUUGACAAGAAGACUAGGUGUGACAGCUUUAGACAAUCAUCUCAACAUAAGGGAGUUUUUCAGUUGAAGUUGUAGGUUGUCUCUCUUUUGCCUCAAGACAAGGCCCAGAAUUAACUGUCUUCCACCUGCUAUUUUGGUAUUCAGCACAUUAAAACUAUGAAUUACAGGACAGUUGUAAUGUACACUGAGAUUGGUUCCUUUGUGACCUGUGUGGUUGGAUGGAUUUUGGUUUGUUCCACCCUGCCAAUGGAAUACUGGACAUUCUCAGAGGUCGCAUCUACAGUCAUCACUACCGAUCACUUCCAUUCCAACCUGUGGAAAGAUUGUACUACUGAUUCAACUGGAAUGGUUGACUGCAAGGAGUUUCCAACAUUACUUGGUUUGCAACCUUAUAUCCAUCUGUGUCGAGUUCUAAUUAUCAUCUCUAUAUUACUGGGACUAUUUGGAGCCAUUCUAGCCCUGGUAGGGAUGAAGUGCACCAAACUUGGAGGGUCAGAAGUUGCCAAUGCAAGAGUUACCUUUGUGGCAGGAAUUAAUUAUCUCACAUCAGGUCUUUGUUCUAUUUUUGCUUACAGCUUAUAUGGAUAUAAGAUUGUUGUGGAGUUUUUUGAUCCCAACUAUUAUGCACAAAAGUUUGAGCUUGGAGCAGCACUCUAUUUUGGGUGGAGUGGGUCUGUCCUUCUCAUAAUUGGGGGACUGAUUUACAGCAUCUUUGGAGGAAAGGAGGGCUUCCAUUUAAGCUCAACCACUAAAGAGCGACUAACAUAUUCAGCAUAUGACACACGUUCUUCUGAAGUAACAGUGCCAAACAAACAAGCAACCAAACAUCCAUCUUCAUUUCGUCCUCAGAUUGAAAGCAAGACGUCUGGGCACACCAGCAGGGUUAAAGGCUAUAAGAAGAAUGACUAUGUUUAGUUUAUUCCUGUGUUAUUUGCAUUCUGGUGAGGAAUGGUGACAAAAUUGUCAAAUGUACUUUCAAUUAAGAGCGUAUUUCUUUCCUGAGUUUAAUUUGCUUAGUAGUAAAGUUGAUAAAAAAAAAUUAUUGGAUAUCUUGGUAAAUAGUCAUUAAAUUGAUUUUCUGAAAGCGAAAACUGUGGCGCUGCACCAGAUCCCAAAUUAGUGAUUAAAAGCAUGCAUUUCUACUAGAGUUGUCAGAUCAUCAUAAUUUAAUCCAACUGCUCUGAAAGCAAACAACCUUACAGUUGCUAAUAGAUAUAAAUUAGUUAAUAUGUCUUAUCGCUAAUGUCUUACCAAUUCCUAUGUAGGUGCAAAUGUUUACCACUGAUGUUAGCUUUAUUGGUGUGACCUGAAGAAGUCCACAGACAUGGAAUGAAUUAAUAUACAGUGUCAUCUACUAAUAUUUACACCCUUGGUAAAUAUGAGAAAGGCUCUGAAAAAUUGACUCUCUAUUGUUUAACCUUUUGAUCUUUUGUUAAAAAAAAAAUUCACAAAAAUACUCUGCUCUCAUGGACAGCAAAUAAUUGCAAACAAAACACAGGUUUAUUAAAAAUAUCUUUGUUAAAUA
Ictalurus furcatus (blue catfish) is the source of this 1808-nucleotide messenger RNA. It is a transcript of the gene cldn10c, whose product is annotated as claudin-10. Gene Ontology annotation, cellular component: bicellular tight junction; plasma membrane. Lineage: Eukaryota; Metazoa; Chordata; Actinopteri; Siluriformes; Ictaluridae. The transcript has 5 exons. Gene Ontology annotation, molecular function: structural molecule activity. The record is from RefSeq and is a predicted model, not a curated record. The coding region runs from base 440 to 1198 and encodes 252 amino acids. Gene Ontology annotation, biological process: bicellular tight junction assembly; cell adhesion.